GUUGGAGGUUGAGGUGGAGAGGAGUGGGAUAGGGGGGCGGGGAGUUGAAAGGGGGAGGGAGAGGGAGAGGGGACAGGAUGCCGCGAGUCAGCGGUCGGAAAGUAUGGUUGUUAUGAGCGCUGCGCUGGGAUACACGCCGGCGCCGGCGCCGGCGCUUAUCAGUGUCACGCAGCCGUUGAGGAGGAGCGCGUCUGUGGUUUCGUCGCUGUCGUCGUCGACGCGGAGUCAGGGGCAGUAUGAACGGUUGGUCCCGUCGCCGGUGACGGAUGAGUCGCCGUAUGUGUGGGCGCCGCCGCCGGUUCCGUCGAUUAAUCUAGCAGGAGUGGGAACGGGAAGUCAAGGAGCGAAUGCGGUGGCGGAGACGGGAGAGUGGAGACGAUCGGCUGUUCCAGCGGUUUUGAGACCGGGAGGCGGGGGUUGAAAAUAUAGCGAUCAGCUUGGGAAAAGGUUAGGAAUUAAUUGAGUGAAGUUUGGAUUUCGUUCGAUGUAAUAAUGUAGGUACUAUUUUCCCCUUGACGCGAUAAACAAAGCUGGUUCAUUACGUCUUUGACAGACUGUUUCAAUUAUUCGAGAUUCACAUCUCAAGUUUGAGGGAAACAUUGGAAGGUCUAGCUAAUGCGCCUCUGCUAUUAGCUAUUUGUUUGCUUCCCCAUUUUAGGGGAUGGGGGUUAAUCAACCAAACCAUUGCCAGCAAGGUCGUUGAUCUAAUGCUGUCGAUAUAAAUGUAUGGCCUUCCUAGAGCACUAUAAAAUAUGGGAUGACAACAGCUGCGAUUCACU
Annulohypoxylon maeteangense is the source of this 779-nucleotide messenger RNA. RefSeq lists its product as uncharacterized. The coding region runs from base 104 to 421 and encodes 105 amino acids. The record is from RefSeq and is a predicted model, not a curated record. The transcript has a single exon. NCBI's taxonomy places the organism in Eukaryota, Fungi, Ascomycota, Sordariomycetes, Xylariales, Hypoxylaceae.